This is a messenger RNA of Populus nigra (black poplar), 970 nucleotides long. RefSeq names its product co-chaperone protein p23-1-like. The transcript is spliced from 6 exons. Gene Ontology annotation, biological process: chaperone-mediated protein complex assembly; protein folding. NCBI's taxonomy places the organism in Eukaryota, Viridiplantae, Streptophyta, Magnoliopsida, Malpighiales, Salicaceae. The record is from RefSeq and is a predicted model, not a curated record. Gene Ontology annotation, molecular function: Hsp90 protein binding; protein-folding chaperone binding. Gene Ontology annotation, cellular component: cytosol; nucleus. Bases 158 to 712 code for a protein of 184 amino acids.
GUCUAUAAAACGACCCAUACCUUCCGUCACAAUAAAAUUAGGAAUAUCUCUAUCUGACAAAAAUCACACGCAAAGAACAAGUCUCGCCGUUUGCUCCUCUUUUCCCUUCCUCUCUUCCCUGCUGCUCACUGCAGUAAUUUCUUACUCACUGACCAUAAUGAGCCGCCAUCCUUCAGUGAAAUGGGCCCAGAGGUCCGACAAUUUGUUCAUCACCGUGCAGCUACCUGAUGCACAGGAUGUAAAGCUUAAAAUCGAGCCCGAAGGGAAAUUUUUCUUCUCUGCUACCAGUGGGGUGGAUAAGAUACCCUAUGAAGUUGAACUUGACCUAUUAGACAAGGUCAUUGUAGAGGAGAGCAAGGCUAGUACUGGCUCCAGAAGUAUCCAGUACAUUGUGAAGAAGGCUGAGAAUAAAUGGUGGAGCAGAUUGAUAAAACAAACCGGAAAACCUCCAGUGUUCUUGACAGUUGAUUGGGAUAAAUGGAUUGAUGAGGAUGAGGAGUUCACUAGCAAGGGAGCACCUGAGGCUGAGAUGGGGGAUAUGGGUUUUGAUUUUCCUAAUCUGAAUCUUGGAGGCGGAGGCUUUGAUGGGCCUGCUCCUGAAAUGGACGAUGAUGAUGAAGAUGACACAGAGGAUGAGAAUGCGGAAGAAGCACCGUCAGCAGAGAAGGAAGUAGCAUCCGCUAGUGGCGAAGCAGACACUAAGAAAACUUGAAGUUUUCCAUGAAAUGUGUUUUGAUGCUCUGAAGUUGCCAUUUUAUUACCUUCAUCUGUUGAAUGUUUGACUUAAAAAGUACCAUAGGUGCUGUAGUUCUACAUCACAAUAUAGUUUGUGAUAGAGGUCAACUAUCGGUUAUGAUGUGGUCUUGCCAUUUAACUUCUAGUGGCACGAAUCGGUCUUUUUUAUAUACAAUGGUACAUGAUGAUGAUGAUGAUCUAUCUAUACAUGCCUGGAUGAGCUGUUUUUCGUUGA